This is a messenger RNA of Zingiber officinale, 2701 nucleotides long. RefSeq names its product DNA-directed RNA polymerase III subunit RPC5-like. Gene Ontology annotation, biological process: DNA-templated transcription. The coding region runs from base 86 to 2110 and encodes 674 amino acids. The record is from RefSeq and is a predicted model, not a curated record. Lineage: Eukaryota; Viridiplantae; Streptophyta; Magnoliopsida; Zingiberales; Zingiberaceae. Gene Ontology annotation, cellular component: nucleus; RNA polymerase III complex. The transcript is spliced from 14 exons.
GAGCGCUUUCGAUAACCGUUUGGAACUCACACAACGCAAGGCGACUUCGAGGAGGAGAGGAGAGGAGAGGAGAGGCGAGAGAGACAUGGACGGAAGCAUCGAUCCCUCCGCCGGAGCCGCGUCGGACCUCGACAUGGCCCUCGAUCUCGACCUCGACCGCGGUGCAUCCAAGCGCCCCUCGCGCUCCGCCCGCUUCCAGCCGAAGAUGAAGGGCAAGGUCAAGAUCGAGCCCCCAACCCGAGUUAAGCCCGACCCCGACACCGGCCCUCCCGCCCCAGACCCCGUCAAGGAGGAUCCUGGACUUGGCUCUUCGUCUCAAGGUCCCUCGUCAUCCCGACCGGACGCUGAGGUCGCAGCGAGCUGUGCGAUGGACGUCGAUGGAGGUUUCGAGGAGGAAGUGGAAGAGGAGGAUCCCGUGGUUCGCGAGAUUGACGUAUUCUGUUCUCCAGCUACUCUCGAUGUGGAUUCCUAUCUAUAUAUUUUGCAGUAUGUACUUAGACCUUCUUGGAGACCAUACGAAUUGAAUGAAAGAUGUGAAAAGGUUCGAGUGAAGCCAACAAAAUCAAAGAUUGAGAUAGAUUUGAGUCUGGAUAUUGAUAGUGAGAACUAUGACCAAGAUGUUUCUGGUCCCUGUAGGUUAGAGAAGCAGAUUUUGUCUUCAUCACUGACACCUUCAUUAGCUAGUUAUGCUAUUGGGAUUUUGGAUGGAAACCAGUUACACUUAAAUCCUGUCCAUGCUGUUGUCCAAUUUCGUCCGUCAAUGACACACUUAAAUCCUGAGAUGAAAGAAAAUGCGCAGACUGCCGAAUCAAGUACAAAAUCUGACACCAAUGCUGUUGAUUCACCUGGGUUUUCCAUCAAGCAGGAAAGGUUUGGCCAUGCCAGUUUAAAUAAAGGAGAAAAUGAUGAGCCAUGGGUGUCACUAGAAUAUCAUCCAAUUGAUAGCCACCUUACAGAAAGAUACCAUCAGAAAAUGAUUUCAGAAGAUCAUCAUCAAAUUCCAUUUAUGAUGAAACCAUCUAAUUAUGCCGACUUAUUGUACCCUGGAACAUCAACAAACAGUAAGACAACAAAAGUUUCUUCAUUAAGGUUCUUGCUCUCACUCCCCUUGGAAGAGCGGUUGAAGAAAUGGCUUUCUGAGGUUUCUCAGGUGAAUAAUUUUAAUGCACUCAUGGAUCUUGCUCCAGAUAACUCAAAAGAAGAUGUUCUGAAAGUGCUGCUGCAUUAUGCAGAUUUGGUUCAAGGAUUGUGGAUCACAAAGAGCUCCUUGUUGCAUGAAGGCGAAGCUGCUCUGUAUAGAGACUAUCUUCUUUAUCUAUUCAGUAUGAAUCCCAUAAUUCCAACAGACAAAUUGAGGAUGAUAAAUUACGCUGGUCUAAAAUCUAUACUUGUUCCAUUGGCUAUUGAAAGGCGCAUCCUCAAGCACUGGAAGUUCAAAGAGUCUACUGAUUUUAUCUAUAUUAGAAACAACCCAGAAAUUGUGGAUGAGCAGGAAAAAGCUUGGUUGGUACGAUGGAAUAAUAUUAUUAAAUCUCUCGGUGAAAGGAUGCAUGUCCCUACUCCAAGUGGAAAAAGAGCUAAAGUGGUCGAUGGUGCGCGUGGAGGCAAAGAUAAGCCAGUGAAUACAGCAAUGUCGACACUGUCAACUGAGACACUUGAGCAUCUUCCAAAGAUUCUCUUGAAAAUUUUCCAGGAUCAAAAAAUUCGUAGUAUGAACUCAGUUAUUAAUGGAUUAAGGGGCUUGGCAAUCAGUAACUCCUCUCGUCCAAGAGAAGACCCUAGAACUAGAGCGAUCAUCAAUGCUGCUACUAAUGGUGCAUCUGCCCCUGUAACUGAGCUCCAAGCUAUUGUGAGUCAAAUCGCGGUGGAUGUACAUGGUGUAUAUAUUCUGAAAUCUUCUGGAAGUUCGGAUUUCCAUCGAUUAAGAGAUGUUGUCAUUGAUCUUUUCAGGGGCAAAGAACCUAAUGCAAAACUCAAUAAGCAGGAGAUACGCAUAGCUGCUAAAACUCGUCUCCAGAAGGAUAUUACUGAUUCUGACUAUAAUCAGGUAAUACGCGAACUGUGCGAUUCUAGCAAAGGAUCAUGGGUACUGAAAAGUGGAGACCAGUGAUUGAAGAUAUGAUGAUGGAUACUCGGAUGUGAAUAAAAAUAUGGAGACUAACACUUCCUUUUUAGGCAAUUGCUCAGUUUUUAUCAGCCAAGAAGAACACCACACCAUUGCGAGAUGGAACAGUUGAAGUUCAAUGUCACAUCUUGCUUUUGUUUCUGGGUUUUGCAUAUUGUUCGACAACUGGACGCUUGAUGAACUCAGACGAACACUGACUAUUUGAAUUCACCUUUUGGGAAUUCUGCGAUGCGCAAAGGUAACCAAUGCCCUCUUCAUUAUCCGGAUUUGAACUCAAAUCUUUCAAGUUUAACUUGCUUGCCGCCAUUAUACUAAGUGACCUCUGCAUGGUUUGAACUGAAGAACUUUGAAUGGAACACGAUUAAACUAUUACUUAACCAUUUUACACUAAUUUUGCAUUAGGCUUUCCUGAUCCAUGUUAUUAUCUGGGCAGUGUUUCUAGCUUAACUAAAUCUCUUGUCCUUCGAAACUUAAACAAAUAUAAUCUAGAUUUUCUAUUUGAGAAAAUUUUAUGUAGAUGCUUAUACUUUAUUAUUGUUUCUUAAAUCUUGAAAUUAUAAUUUUUGUUUUACUUUC